Bactrocera tryoni is the source of this 1101-nucleotide messenger RNA. Its product is annotated as extensin-like. The coding region runs from base 1 to 1101 and encodes 366 amino acids. The transcript has 3 exons. Lineage: Eukaryota; Metazoa; Arthropoda; Insecta; Diptera; Tephritidae. The record is from RefSeq and is a predicted model, not a curated record.
AUGCUAGUACUGAUGGUACCUUUUUGGUACGUAUCCCUGAUUCACAUCCAUUCUAAUACCACCACACAUCAUCAUCAAAUAUCCACACAUAAACCCGCAUUCAGAAAGGCACGUGCCGCUCAGGGUUAUGAUUACCCACCACCCUCUAUUCCAUUCCCCGAGCCAACGAGGCCACCACCAGUGGUGACGCGUCCACCAGCACCGAAGACUACUCGUCCAAUUGACCCCCUACCCGGUAGCACGCUCUCGUCCACCUCACUAACAUACAUACUUGCUUACCCACAACAAACCCACAGCGCCUCGGCAAUUCUUAAAGCUAACAACUUUGUUCCACUACUAAUUCCGGUGACCUGCCCACUCAGUACCGAAGAUUACUGUCCACUACCCCCCACCGGUGACACAAAAUCAUUGACCUAUCCUCCACCAACCACAAAAACCCACAACCACCAGCACCAAAACCAACCACUGUCCACCACCACCACCAGUGAGUCCACCACCAAUCCCAUUUUGCCCCAACCAAUAAACCAAUGUUCACCAGCACCAAAACCAACUACUCGUCCACCACCACCACCAGUGACACGUCCACCAGCACCGAAGACAACUCGUCCUCCACCCCCAGUGACGAAGCCACCACCAACUUACCUGCCACCAACCAAUAAACCACAACCACCAGCACCUAAGCCAACAACUCGUCCACCACCACCAGUCACUCGUCCCCCACCACCAAGAACUACACCUGGACCUACAUACUUGCCACCCACCAACAAACCACAACCACCAGCACCAAAACCUACUACUCGUCCCCCACCACCACCAGUGACUCGUCCACCAGCACCGAAAACAACUCGUCCACCACCCCCAGUGACGAAGCCACCACCAACUUACUUGCCCCCGACCAAUAAACCACAACCACCAGCACCAAAACCAACUACUCGUCCACCACCACCAGUGACUCGUCCACCAGCGCCGAAGACAACCCGUCCUCCACCCCCAGUGACGAGACCACCACCAACUUACUUGCCACCCACCAACAAACCCCAACCACCAGCACCAAAACCAACAACUCGUCCACCACCACCACAUAGAAGUCAAACAUUAUGA